This is a messenger RNA of Lachancea sp. 'fantastica', 666 nucleotides long. Lineage: Eukaryota; Fungi; Ascomycota; Saccharomycetes; Saccharomycetales; Saccharomycetaceae. The record is from the annotation of a GenBank genome assembly.
AUGAGCACGCUGGAACGGUAUGAAAAUCGAUUGCUGGACAAAGCGGUUAACGGUGGUGCAAGUUCUGAGAAAAAAGAUGACUUGAGCGAAGAUCAUAGCGAUAGUGACGCUUCUCUUGAUGAGAUACUGGAAGAACUGGACUACAACGAAGACAACGAGUUUCUGCAGCAAUAUCGCGAGCAAAGACUGCAACAAAUAGCCACAGAUAUGCGUAAGAUAAAGGGAAACGUCGAGUCUGAAAAUUACGGCCAGUUGACUACGGUGGAGAACGAAAAUGAGAUCAUGAGGCUUACAACGAAUACAGACCAGGUGGUUAUCCAUUUUGGACUCGAGAGCUUCCGUAAAUGUCGUGUAAUGGACUCCAAAUUAUCGCAGCUUGCGUCAAAACAUCUGUUGACAAAGUUUUUGCGCGUGAGUGUGGACAAAUGCCCAUUUUUGGUUUCCAAAUUACAAGUGCAGGUACUGCCGUUUGUUGUAGCGUACAAGAACGGAGUGGAGAGAACGAGAAUAGUCGGGUUUGCGCAGCUGGGCAAUCAGCCGGACGAUUUCGACGUGUCUGUACUGGAAAACGUGCUUUUUGGCGCCGGUGUGCUGGCCAAUAGAGCUGGAAGUCACAAGCUGAGAUUCGGCGAGACUGAGGACAACGGAUCGGAUCUAGACAUUUGA